Molecule: messenger RNA, 6315 nt
Organism: Drosophila eugracilis
Lineage: Eukaryota; Metazoa; Arthropoda; Insecta; Diptera; Drosophilidae
Gene: larp
Product: la-related protein 1
Exons: 7
Coding region: 629-5578 (1649 amino acids)
Biological process (GO): mRNA stabilization; positive regulation of translation
Cellular component (GO): cytosol; cytoplasmic stress granule
Molecular function (GO): RNA cap binding
Source: RefSeq, a predicted model, not a curated record
CUGCUCUUUUUCUUUUGGACCCGUAGAACCACAUGUCUGGUAACCGAUUUUGAUUUUCCUUUCGGCGGUAUAAUGCACCAGUUAAUUGAUUAAUUGCGGUUAUUUGACAACUCCAGUGAACGGCGAAAGAUUAGUGCGACCAAAAACGAAUCGAGUGUGAGUGCAAUUGCCGGAAAACGUGAUAAAUAAUAUUCGUAACGUUCUGCCUACCAGCGCGUGAGUGAGUGCGAGCGAGAGGCAACGAUUCGAGUAUAGUGCGAAAGAGUGUGUGUGUAAGGAAACCCGCAAAAGCAAAAGCAAAGCAACAAUAACAACACACGCACGCACACACACACAUUCUUAUUCACACGCGGAAAGUGCGUAGUGAACACACGAAGAGAAAAAAGUGAGAAAGAUAGCGGAAUAAAAUUCAAAUUCUGGUUUUCAUUUCAUUUUCUGUUUGGAAGCCGAUCUUUCGAGCAACCGCAUCUCGUUGACCAGGCAAGGAAGCAGCCAAGAGUUUCCUCCGACCCGACAACGAGGAUCAGCCGCUGACGAAGCCGGAGCCGGAGCAGCGGAUUUGCUGCCCACUCUGGAGAGGAAACCGGAGUCGAAGAAACCGCAGGAGUAGCAGCCACAAGUGACGAGCAUGUCCAGCAAGGAGGAAACGCCAACCACGGGAGGAGCCGCUCCUGUGGCCACUGUUGCCGCUGAAGGCAGCACCACCACUUCGUAUGCCAAUGUAGUCCAGAACCUGGAAACUAAAAAGGGUGGAAACACUAGCUCCAGCAGCAGCACUACCACCACCGUGGACAAUAAAGAGAACCAGCCCAAUCUGAAAAGCUUCAAGUCGUGGAGCGAGGAAACCGCCGCCGCUGAGGCAGCCGCCGGUGAAACCCAACUCACCAGCAGUGUUGGCCUAGCCCAAACGGGCGAGAAACGUGCUGCGGCCUCUGGAGGAGAUAAUACUGCCGAGAACUCAUCGGAAUUGGACGAUAACAAUGACUUUGUGCCGGUGCUAUCGCACCAUCGACGCGAUCGCAAAAAGGCGCGCAAGGAGAAGCCGCGCGAUCAACAGCCAACCGGAGGACGUGGCGAUGGUCAGAAAUCCCAGCAGGCUGGUGGCAGACGUGUCCCCGGAUCCUCUGAUUCCGAUCGCAAACAGUCGGUGAGGAGUCGAGCUCCUCGCGGUGGUAGUCCCCGCAAAGCUGCACCCGGAGCUGCAGGAGGAGCAGCUGCAGCUUCUACAGCUGCUCCUGGCGGUCCAAAAGUACACAAGGAUCGCAAGGACACCUCGCCGAGUGCCAGCAUCGAGGGAGGCGGAAGCAGCGGCAAUGAGGCCAAGUCCGGCGACGGAGAUCAGCAAGCAGGAGAGAAGGGUGCAGCCGGAGCAGCUCCGCCACCCAAGCGAUUCAUUGCCGCACCACCGCCCAAGGUUAACGCCUGGAAGAUAUCGGCUAAACAAUCCGGCAGCCCAAAGGCAGGAACUUCUCCAUUGGACAAACGUGUUUUACAUCCCAAGGCACAGCAGCAGCAACAAAACAAGCAGACUGCCAACCAAAACAACAAUAACGCACAGAACACCGCCAGCAACAAAAAGACACAACAGCAACCGCAACAGGGAGCAACAACAGCUACACAGACAACAACAGCAGCAAGCACAGCAGCUACAACAUCAUCCGCGGCAGCAACAACAGCAGCAGCACCUCCACCAGCAGCUCCAAUAACUGAAACAGCAACCACAACAACAACUGUUGAUGCCAGUCAGGCUGAUGCGCUUGCCAAAGUCGUGGUAAAGGACAAAAAGAAGGUCAAUCAUAAGGCCAGCGACUUCAGCAACGUUGGUGACUGGCCGACGCUAAUUGGCGGAAUUUCUGGAAGUGGCAAAGCCACCAGCAACGAACCCAAGCGCAACCCAACGAAAAAACAACAGCCAGCCAAAUCAGCAGCAGCCGCAGCCAGCAGCAAUACCACUUCAAGUGAAGUUGCCACAGAGUCUAACGUCGCACCCACCACAAGCAGCAGCACCAGCAAUCCAAGCAGCAGCAACGCUAGUAGCAAUAGCAACAGCCAAGCCACAACUGCGCCUGUUGCCAGCACGAGUCAUGAUGCCAAAGCCCAGCGAGACGCUGAGCCAGCGGCCAAUUCUGCUGCAGGAGCUUCUGGCACCGCUGCCGGGCCUGCCUUCACCAAGAAGAUACCCAAGCACAAGUGGCGUCCGCUGCCCAUCGACCUGGCUAAGUCCAGUCGUCCCAAACCGAUUGGCGGCCGGCCAAAUCGGCGGCUCAGCGAUGAUGGCGCCGACCAGCGCCGUCCGCCGCGCGUCUACCAUGACCGCCAGCCAGGGGCUGGAGGAGCGGGAGGCGAGUCGCGGUAUCCACACGGUGGCCGGCAUCCGUACGGGUCACGCUCAGCGGCUUCUACGUCCGAGCGCGUGGAUUCCUGGCGUAGCAGCAGCAGCACCACCACAGCAGCGGUCGAUGAGCAGCGCUCUGGAGCAGCGGGUGGUGCCGGGGCAACAGCAGCUGGGUCAACAGCGCGCGGGCCGCGUCGCUACCGGACGCCGUACCGGGGCGGGCGGCAAGGCCGGGGCGGAUUCUCCCGACAGGGACCAGGUCGCCCGACUCAUCGCAUACCACGCCAUCUGCUAGCUUCGGGCGAGUAUGCCAACUAUCUGCCAGCGGACGCCGCUGGCGCCGACUCGCAGUCAUAUGUGCUCAUGGGCACCCAUUACUUUGGCAAUGUGCCCGCCGCCUACAUCGAAAUGGACGCCAACAGCGUCAAGGAGGCAAUCAAGAAGCAAGUUGAAUACUAUUUCAGCGCCGACAAUCUUACCGGCGACUUCUUUUUGCGCCGCAAAAUGGACCCCGAGGGCUAUAUCCCAGUUACCCUGAUUGCCUCGUUCCAUCGCGUUCUCGCAUUGACCACCGACGUUUCUGUGAUAGUGAACGCCAUCAAGGAAUCGGAUAAACUGGAGCUCGUCGAGGGCUACAGGGUGCGUACCAAGACGACACCGACCACAUGGCCCAUUACCGAUGUGGCAGAGCCUCAGGAAGGGGAACUUAAGGUUGUUGGCCAGCUGGAGCAGGAACAGUUAGAGAAACAGGAGGGGCAUGAGAAACUGGAGGAGCAGACUGAGGUCGGUUCGCCGCCGCCCAUUCUAACAUCGGCGAUGGCCGCUAAGCCGCUGAGCAGCAUUCCGCCGCCGCCGGUGCCACGGAACUCCCAAAAUUUGGUGCCCAAGAUGUUGCAGGAUAAGCAGCAGCAGAGAUCUUCAACCAUUGCGGCUCUCAACUCUGUGAAUGCGAUCAGUGCGCUGACCCAGCAAGUGGAGGGCGGUGCCGCUGAGCUGGCUGGACAUUUAAGUGGACUGGCAGAGAGUGUGAAGCCCAAGUCAAGUUCGACGCCGGACAAGAGAUCUGCUGCUGCAGCGGGCAAGGGAGCUGGGGCAGCUGCUUUGGUGGCGGAGCCGGAGGGCUUGUGGAAAGAGGUAAAGAGACGCUCCAAAACAAAUGCUAUCAAAGAAAACGCUACUACACCACCACAACAACAACAGCCACCGCUUUCACAAACGCUCAACAACAACAAUAACGACAAUGUCAAAACGAACAACACCUCGUCCACGUCCAAGUCCACGUCCAACAACGCCCCAUCCAACGCCUCAUCAUCAGCCACUGUGUGUGUAACCACCAACAAAGCUUCCUCAGCCACCAAUGCAACCACCACCACUUCCACCGCUACAUCCACAACGAACAACAACAACAUUAAAUCUGGCAAUGCUGCUUACUCCAAAACCCACUCCAAAUCCUCAUCCAAAACAGCUGCUCCGCCAUCCGCUCAGUGCCAUGCCGAAAAGGAAGAACUAGACUUCCAGUUUGACGAGGAGCUAAUGGACCCCCUACCCCCUGGAACCGGACGCAUCAACAACUUUACCGAAAACUUCUCCGACGACGACGAGUCCGACUACGAGUUUGCCGAUCGUGACAUUAAUAAGCUGCUGAUUGUCGCCCAAGUGGGUCGGGCUCCGAAACACGAGGGAUACGAUCGCACCGCUGACUUUACAUCGCGCACGAAAAUCACCCAGGAUUUGGAGAACAUCAUCAACGAUGGUCUGGUUAACUACGAGGAAGAUCUGUGGACAACCACUAAUGUGGUGACUGACUACAAGACUGUCAAUGUGAUUUCCCAGGCGGACUUUGAAAAGCUGGCCGUUGGUCGAAACAAAUCUGUGGUGCCACAACAGGUUGUGCCACCACCACCGCCAUUUGAAGAGGAUCUUGAUGAAACCCUUGUGGGUGACACUACUCUCAAUUCCACGCUGAACAACACUCUCAAAUCUCGACGUGCCCGCUUCUAUGCUGCUCCUAACUCGCACUCCAUUGAUCCACGAACGCCAAGGAAGAGGAAACUCCGUCACACCGCCAAUCCUCCAGUGGAGGCUCACGUCGGUUGGCUGCUCGACACCGUGGAGCACCGACCACGCACCACUUCGAUGGGAUCCUCGGCGGGCACUUCGCCCACCGCCUCAUCGUACGGAUCGUUUGGAUCAUCGGUGCCACAGUCGCUGCCCAUAUUCCAGCAUCCAUCGCAUGCGCUGCUCAAGGAGAACAACUUUACUCAACAGGUCUACCACAAGUACCAUUCGCGCUGCCUCAAGGAGCGUCGCCGUUUGGGAUACGGUCAGUCGCAGGAGAUGAACACCUUGUACCGCUUCUGGUCGUUCUUCCUGCGCGAGAACUUCAACAAGAGCAUGUACAACGAGUUCCGUUCGCUGGCCUUGGAGGAUGCCGGCAAUGGCUUCCGCUACGGUCUAGAGUGCCUUUUCCGGUUCUUCUCAUACGGCUUGGAGAAGAAGUUCAGACCCAAUGUCUAUCAGGAUUUCCAGGACGAGACAGUUGCCGAUUAUGAAACAGGUCAACUGUACGGCCUCGAGAAGUUCUGGGCCUUCCUGAAGUACUACAAAAACGGCGAAAAGUUGGAGGUGCAGCCUAAGCUGGCCGAGUACCUGAAGAGCUUCAAGAACAUUGAAGACUUCCGCGUGGUGGAGCCGGAGAUCAAUGAGAUGCUGCAAGGAGUGGGCAGCUUAAAUCCAGGACGCCAGCUCAACCGGCACCGCAGUGUGUCCGAGAGCGAGGGCACGGCUGUGAUUACGGCUGGAGGUCGUCGCCUAAACACUACCAUCACAAAUCGCAGCGACUAUGUCGGUAGGUUGUUGCAGCAACAGCAGCAACAACAACAGCAGCAGCAACACCACCAGUAUCAGCAGGGAUACGGCGGUUACAAUCAGAACCGCAGACGCACAGGCUCCUUUGGCAGCAGCACAGUGCGCAUUCGUAGCGGAUCCCUGGGCAACAAGCCGCAGGUGGCAAAUCGCAAUCAGGGAUCACAGCACGAGUUACGUCGUGGCGGUAGCAAUUCAGGCCUGGCGCCACACAAGAGACAGCAGCAGCAACAAAAGCCGAAGCCUGCGGCAGGAUCACAGACAAAUUCAACACGUGCCACUACAUCAGCGGCAGCAGCAGCAACAUCAUCCGCAGCGGUAACAGCAGCAGCAACGCAAGCGGUAACGGUAUCGGGCUCGUCAUCGACGCAGAAGUAGUAACACGAUAAUGCAGAUACACUUUUUGGAUUAGUUUUAAGUUAAUUUCUACGACUUAGUUUUGAGGGGGCGCUCGCUUUGACUGCUCCACAUCCUUUUGUUUAUUCAUUCUUAUUAUUCUUUUGUAGUAUUUGAGUCAAGCGUAAUGUGGGAACAGUCGUUAGCGUUUAGCAUAAUUAAGUGAAGUUUUUGAAAUUUGUUUAUUGCAAUUUGCGUAGCGCGCGUUGGUUUAGUAGUUACGAUUCUAAUUGUUUGUUUCUCGCAUACCCUCGACAAAGAACUAAAAAUGGUUGCUUACGAAAUGCUCAAUGCUCACAUAAAACACACUCACAGACACACACACUAACUACAACACACAGCGGGGUCUGUCUGCUAUGUACCAGUGCCAACCAGCCAUGAUCUUGGAAAAAUAACGAAACUAUUGCCCUUAUUUUUUUUGUUCUGUUGAUUAUCUCCUUAUUUUUUUUUAAAUGCGAAACAAAAAUCAAGGCAUAUUUUCCUACUUAGAGCAGCGUUAGUAGUUGACGUAAUGCCAUGAACUGUUGUACUAUACGAUUAAAGUUAAUAACCAUAACGAUAACGAUAUAACCUAUCCAAAUAUUACCUAACGAAAACUGAAAACAAAUCAAACGAAAUUGAUACACAACAAACCAAAUGAUCUUAAUGCAAAUAAAUUUUGUAAAUUACAAAGGAAUAUACAUAUAUAUAUAUAACCUUAUAUGCAAAGGUACAGUGAA